AAUUUAUUUCAAAUGUAUUCUAUUUAAAUUAUAUAUUAAAUAAAAAAGAUAAAUAUUUUAUAUUGUACAUAAUGAAAUUUAUUAUAUUUUAAAUGUAUUAUUUUUAAAUUAAUUAAAAUAUAAAAACAUUAUACACUGCUUUAAUAUAUCAUAAAAAAUUUAAUUUGGAUAUUUAUAUCAGUUAUUAUUAAUUAUUAGAAUUAAUAUUUCUUUAUGCUUAGAUUGUGGAAGCGUUAAGAAAUAAAUAAUACUGGCUUGAAUGAACAGAGUGAAUGUGAUUCUUUUAAAUAAAUACUAAUGUUUACAUUUUUUUCCAAUCUUAGUGACGGUCUGCACAUUUGGAAUCAUCUGCUAACCGAGGAUACUAUGUCGAAGGUUAAGCGAGAUUGAAUUGUCACAGAACAUUACAGUCACGACCUAUAAAUGAUACAAUGAGAUUUUUUUUUUACAUUAAAUUAUAAAUUAAUAUAUUUUUAUAUAUUUUUUUCUUCAUAAAUUUUUUAACUACUAUUGUGAUUACUUACAUAUAUGUCACUAAAUUCUCAUUGUAUCACAUGUUUUUUGGGAGAACAUAAAUAUUGAAAAAUAGUAUGAGUGAUUGGUGUGCAAAUAUUAUUAAUAACAAGAAUGAGUUGAUUUUUAGAUGGCUAAAGUAUUUUUCGAUGUGGAAGACAUGAGCAGGACAGUGCUCCCUAUGGCACCAAAUUUUCACGUGGUAAGACGCCAGACAUCGGUUCUAGGACAUAUACUGAAAUAAUGCGGGAACAAUUACUAAAAGGAGAAGAAACUGAAUUAAGAAAAAAACUAGCAGAGAAAGCUAAAGAAGGAACAUUAAAAGCAAAUGGUGAACCUAAACCUGCACCUAAAAAAAGAGGUCGUUGGGAUCAAACAGAUGAUGCUCCAACACCAAAAAAACCUACUGGUACAACUGCAACACCAACAUCCUGGGAUAAUGCAGAUGUAACACCAGCUGCAAUUAGAUGGGAUGAAACACCUGGACAUGGUAAAGGUGGAGAAACUCCUGGUGCAACACCAGGGUUAAGUACAAGAAUGUGGGAUGCUACUCCAGGACAUGCAACACCUGGUGCAGCUACUCCUGGUAGAGAAACUCCAUCUCAUGAAAAAGCUGUUUCAAGUCGUAGAAAUCGUUGGGAUGAAACACCAAAAACUGAACGUGAAACACCUGGUCAUAGUGGUUGGGCAGAGACUCCAAGAACAGAUCGAGUUGCGGGAGAUUUAAUUCAGGAAACACCUACUCCUUCGGCUAGCAAACGUCGAAGUCGAUGGGAUGAAACACCUUCGAAUCAAACCCCUGGAUCUAUGACGCCACAAACUCCGGCAACUCCUCUUACAACACCACAUCAAACUUCAAUUUUAACACCUAGUGGUGUAACACCAACAGGACCCAAAGCUAUGGGAUUGGCAACUCCAACACCAGGUCAUUUAAUGUCAAUGACGCCAGAACAACUUCAAGCAUAUCGCUGGGAACGAGAAAUUGAUGAAAGGAAUAGGCCCCUUUCAGAUGAUGAAUUAGAUGCUUUAUUCCCACCUGGAUAUAAAGUUUUACAACCACCUGCAGGAUAUAUUCCAAUUCGUACACCUGCAAGGAAACUUACUGCUACUCCAACACCUAUCGCGGGUACACCACAAGGAUUUUUCAUUCAAACGGAAGAUAAAACAGCAAAAUUUGUUGACAAUCAACCAAAAGGAAAUUUGCCUUUUAUGAAACCUGAAGACGCACAAUAUUUUGAUAAAUUAUUAGUUGAUGUUGAUGAAGAAACACUUAGCCCUGAAGAACAGAAAGAGAGAAAAAUCAUGAAAUUAUUAUUAAAAAUUAAAAAUGGUACACCACCAAUGAGGAAAGCUGCACUGAGACAAAUUACAGAUAAAGCAAGAGAAUUUGGUGCAGGUCCUUUAUUUAAUCAGAUACUUCCACUCCUUAUGUCUCCUACAUUGGAAGAUCAAGAACGUCAUCUUCUUGUAAAAGUUAUUGAUCGUAUUCUUUAUAAACUCGAUGAUUUGGUUAGACCUUAUGUACAUAAGAUUUUAGUCGUUAUUGAACCUUUGCUUAUUGAUGAAGAUUAUUAUGCUCGUGUCGAAGGUAGAGAAAUUAUCUCUAAUUUGGCAAAAGCUGCUGGUUUGGCAACAAUGAUUUCUACAAUGAGACCAGAUAUUGACAAUAUUGAUGAAUAUGUCCGUAAUACAACAGCCAGAGCAUUUGCUGUAGUGGCAUCAGCCUUAGGAAUUCCUUCUUUACUUCCAUUCCUUAAAGCUGUAUGUCGCAGUAAAAAAUCAUGGCAAGCUCGUCAUACUGGUAUAAAAAUUGUACAACAAAUUGCUAUUCUUAUGGGAUGUGCUAUAUUACCACAUUUAAAGAGUUUGGUUGAAAUUAUAGAACAUGGUCUCGUUGAUGAACAACAAAAAGUUCGAACUAUCACUGCUUUAGCAAUUGCUGCCUUAGCUGAAGCAGCUACACCUUACGGUAUCGAAAGUUUCGAUUCUGUUUUAAAACCACUUUGGAAAGGUAUUCGUACUCAUAGAGGAAAAGGUCUCGCUGCAUUCUUAAAGGCCAUUGGUUAUUUAAUUCCUCUUAUGGAUGCUGAAUAUGCUAAUUAUUAUACUCGUGAAGUAAUGUUAAUUCUUAUUCGUGAAUUCCAGUCACCUGAUGAAGAAAUGAAGAAGAUUGUUCUUAAAGUGGUAAAACAAUGUUGUGGAACAGAUGGUGUAGAAGCACAAUAUAUCAAAGACGAAAUUCUUCCACAUUUCUUUAAACACUUUUGGAAUCACAGAAUGGCUUUAGAUCGUAGAAAUUAUAGACAACUUGUGGAUACAACUGUAGAAAUUGCAAAUAAAGUUGGCGCAUCAGAAAUUAUAAAUCGCGUAGUAGAUGAUCUGAAGGAUGAAAAUGAACAAUAUAGAAAAAUGGUUAUGGAAACUAUUGAAAAAAUAAUGGGCAAUUUGGGAGCAGCGGAUGUUGAUUCUCGUUUGGAAGAACAACUUAUUGAUGGUAUUUUAUAUGCUUUUCAAGAACAAACAACAGAGGAUGUAGUAAUGUUGAAUGGUUUUGGUACCAUUGUGAAUACAUUAGGAAAAAGAGUAAAAGCAUAUCUUCCACAAAUAUGCGGUACAAUAUUGUGGAGAUUAAAUAAUAAAUCUGCAAAAGUAAGACAACAAGCUGCCGAUUUAAUAUCACGAAUUGCUGUUGUAAUGAAGACUUGCCAAGAAGAAAAACUAAUGGGUCAUUUAGGUGUUGUACUUUACGAAUAUUUGGGUGAAGAAUAUCCAGAAGUAUUAGGUAGUAUUUUGGGCGCAUUAAAAGCUAUUGUAAAUGUCAUAGGAAUGACAAAAAUGACACCACCUAUUAAAGAUUUAUUACCACGACUUACUCCUAUAUUAAAGAAUAGACAUGAAAAAGUACAAGAAAAUUGUAUUGAUCUCGUAGGCAGAAUUGCAGAUAGAGGACCUGAAUAUGUAUCUGCUAGAGAAUGGAUGAGAAUAUGUUUUGAACUUUUGGAACUUCUAAAAGCUCAUAAAAAAGCGAUUAGAAGAGCUACAGUAAAUACAUUUGGUUAUAUUGCAAAAGCAAUAGGUCCUCAUGAUGUGUUAGCAACUUUAUUAAAUAAUUUAAAAGUACAAGAACGUCAAAAUCGUGUAUGCACUACAGUAGCUAUAGCUAUUGUAGCUGAAACUUGUAGUCCAUUUACAGUACUUCCUGCAUUGAUGAAUGAAUAUAGAGUACCAGAACUAAAUGUACAAAAUGGCGUAUUAAAAUCUUUAUCUUUUUUGUUCGAAUAUAUCGGUGAAAUGGGAAAAGAUUAUAUUUACGCUGUUAGUCCAUUGUUGGAAGAUGCACUUAUGGAUAGAGAUUUAGUACAUAGACAAACAGCAUGUGCUGCUAUUAAACACAUGGCAUUAGGUGUUUAUGGGUUUGGAUGCGAAGAUGCGUUGAUACAUCUAUUAAAUCAUGUAUGGCCGAAUGUCUUUGAAACUUCACCUCAUUUAGUACAAGCAUUUAUGGACGCAGUAGAUGGAUUACGUGUCGCUCUUGGACCAAUUAAAAUAUUACAAUAUACUUUGCAGGGAUUAUUUCAUCCAGCACGAAAAGUACGAGAUGUAUAUUGGAAAAUUUAUAAUUCUCUUUAUAUAGGUGGACAAGAUGCUCUUGUAGCUGGUUAUCCUCGAAUUAUGAAUGAUCCAAAGAAUCAGUAUAUUAGAUAUGAAUUGGACUAUGUUUUAUAAUGAUUUUAAAUAUAUAUAUAAAAAUGUGUAUUAUACAUUUAUAUAAUCUUCGUAAAACAUAGUAUCAUUCGCUUAUUGUUUACAAGUCAGCUAAAAUAGUUAUAUUAUGUGAUGCAUAAGAUGUAGAGAGUAAACUUUGAUAGUAUUUAUUUCUUGGACUUCUUUCUAUAAACAAAUUAUAUAUAAAUUCUUUUAAAUUAAAAAUUGAUUCUAAUUACAAAUUCUUAAGAAAAAAUAUUUGUCAGUCCUUAUAAAUAAACUGUUUCGUAUUCUAAGCAAUGAA
Messenger RNA from Apis cerana (Asiatic honeybee), 4522 nucleotides. It is a transcript of the gene Sf3b1, whose product is annotated as splicing factor 3B subunit 1. The record is from RefSeq and is a predicted model, not a curated record. Gene Ontology annotation, molecular function: mRNA binding. Gene Ontology annotation, biological process: spliceosomal complex assembly. Lineage: Eukaryota; Metazoa; Arthropoda; Insecta; Hymenoptera; Apidae.